AUGGAAGUUACAACGAUAAGUACACUGAAUAAUGAUAUUGUUAAAAUUAACUGUCAAUCAGAAAAUGAACAACUACUCGAUAAAUACACAUUUUCGAAUGCACUCGCACUUUCAGUUAAAUUAGGCAUUUGGGAAGCACUGCUUGAUAAUGAAGUUGAAUUUGUUGCUGAUUUAGCUAACCGUUUAAAACAAGAAAAACAUAUCAAAAUUCAACAUGGACUAAUGCAACGUAAAAGUGGAGAACUCUACUCACUUAAACAUGCUGUUAAUCUAAGUCAUGAUUUUCUUGAUACGCCGGAUUUCUAUUGGUCAAAUAGUCGAUUAGAAAAUCUCUACAAAAAAGUAUUUCAUUAUUUUGCCAUUGCAAAACGAACCAAAGUUUUAAAUGAGCGUUUGAAUUUUUCGCUCGAACUUAUACAAGUUAUUGAAGCAAGUUUAAACGAGAAAAAACAUGUACGACUUGAAUGGAUUAUCAUAGCUUUAAUUUUCGUGGAAGUCUUCUUCAAUAUAAUUGAUCAUGUAGAUUUUAACACAUGGAAAUUCACUUCGAAACAUUCGAAAACUCCAGAUGAUCGCGUUUAA
Rotaria socialis is the source of this 582-nucleotide messenger RNA. Lineage: Eukaryota; Metazoa; Rotifera; Eurotatoria; Philodinida; Philodinidae. The record is from the annotation of a GenBank genome assembly.